CAUAGGAGUAUGCAGGACCAAGAUAAAGAGAUUGGACUGGAAAACAAAUUAACAAAUGUCAAAGUCCAGGUUACUUUCAAAACUUGCAAAGAAUCACCCUUUUAGCACAGUUUUGCAUUAUUGCCAUCAACAGACAAACAAUUCAAUAUUGUUUAAAAUGCUUCGUAAAUACCAUCCUCCUGAAUGGGCAAAGACUUUAAAAAGUAUACCUGAAGAAAAAAUUCAGCUUGCCAAUGGGAACACACCAAUACACCAAUGGGACAUUCCUGGAUUACCAGAACAAUUUACUUUGUCAAUCAAAAGGGAUGACAUGACAGGUAGCACUCUGUCAGGAAAUAAGGUCAGGAAAUUGGAAUUUUUGAUGGCGGAGGCGAUAUCUAAGAACUGCAAGCAUGUAAUCACUUGUGGAGGAUUACAAUCUAACCAUUGCCGUGCUGUUGCCGUGAGUGCCCGCCAGCUAGGAAUGACUCCUCAUUUACUGCUACGAACAGAUAUUCAGGAUUCUAAAGAUGUUGGUUGCCAGGGAAACUUGUUACUAGACAGAUUGUGUGCAGCGAAACUUUAUCUUACCCCAAGAAAAUCACCUUACCUUACUGAACUUAAACCAAGAAUGGAUAAACUAGCAGAACAUAUUGAGAAGACAACUGGAGAGCAGUGUUAUCAGAUACCAGUGGGUGGCUCGAACUCUGUAGGUCUGUUUGGAUAUAUAUCUGUAUUUGAAGAAUUAUUGUCUCAAGGCCUACAUGAGAAGUUUGACGAUAUAGUAUUUGCCUGUGGAAGUGGUGGUACUGCUGGUGGUCUUGCUAUAGCAAACUUUCUCACAGGUUCUAAAGUAAGAAUCCAUGGUGUUGCAGUGAGUGACGAUGCACGAUACUUCCACCACCAUUGUAACGAGAUGAUCCAAACAGUAGGGUUGUCAGCAAGGUCAGAAGAUAUCCUUGACAUCAUUGAAGGUCAUAAAGGUCAAGGUUAUGGUAUAUCUACACAAGAAGAACUUGAUUUUAUUGUAAAGAUAAGUUCAUCAACAGGAAUAAUGUUGGAUCCUGUAUACACAGGUAAAGCUGUAAAAGGUCUUGUAGAAGAACUACACCAAAAUCCAGACAUGUUCAAAGGACAACGUAUCCUAUUUCUUCACACGGGUGGUGUAUAUGGACUGUAUGAUGGUAGAAUUGAAGAUACUUUAAAACUUCCUGGAGCAUCAACUGAUCAUGUGACUGUUUGGACGGAUAAAGAUCAUAUACCGACACUGUCAUAAUAUGUGAUUAUCAGUAUUAGUAACAUAAUUUGUAGAGAUGUGAUUAACAUUAUUAGUUAACAAAAUCAUUAUGAAGAGACGCAAUAUUUUGGCAACCAGAUGUGUGUAAUUCAUUGAGAGCUAACGAUGAUAAUAGGAACUUUUGUCAACUUACUACCCGUAUGGUGCCACCCAGGUCUACAUGUCUUAACAUUCUGAGAGGACUUUAUUAUAUCAGGAUAAUUUUGAUACUAUAAUCUCUGAAGCUUCCAACAAACCUGGCUAUGUACUGAUAGUUGCUCAAUUUUAAUUUUUAAAUGUUAAAACAUUUAACCAUUAGCCUGCUGGCUGUAACUUAUAGUACCCAUGCAAUCAGUACAGACCAUGAUCUUAUUCUUAUUGUUUUGCUUUUUAGUCUGUGCAUAUUUUGCAUAUUUUUGUGCAUAUUUUAAAAAUUUCCUUAACAGUGAUGAAUGAUUUUGUUCAGUCUCUAUAUAUUGCUUAUUACAAAAGUCUUAACCAUUAUCCUGCUGGAACUAAAAGUGAUUAACCUUUGUCACAAGUAAAGAGCUAGGCUAGU
Molecule: messenger RNA, 1814 nt
Organism: Ruditapes philippinarum (Manila clam)
Lineage: Eukaryota; Metazoa; Mollusca; Bivalvia; Venerida; Veneridae
Exons: 8
Coding region: 56-1255 (399 amino acids)
Molecular function (GO): D-cysteine desulfhydrase activity
Source: RefSeq, a predicted model, not a curated record